AUGACUUAUCGAGGUUAUAAGUUAACUUACCGAACUUGUAACUUCAGCAAGUUCGCUGGGCCCUACUUGCAGGUGCCGUGGGAGCCGGCUUGGACACUGCGCCUGGCAGCAGUGCUCAGUCAGUUGGGUGCUCAAGGAGCCAACUUGCGCUUGGCCAGCGGCUUGAGCAACGCGCUGCUCCAGGCUGCAGGGAAAUGCAGGUGCCAAGGCUUCGCAAAUCACUACGUUUUCGCGGUCUUGGUUGAGGAGCUAGAGGAGCAGUGUUCGGCUGGAGCGAUGCCUCUCUCCGAGUUGGUGCCGCUCCUCCAAGGACUUGCCAUGGCAAACGGGGGCGGCUCCGCGUACCAAAACCACCUGGGCCCUGGCAUGCUCGCCUGCCUGCGCACGGGGCUUGCGACAUCCGGCGUCGCAGCCCUCUCCACGCCGCAGCUUCUGCAGCUCCAGAGCUCGGUCGGAAAGGACGGGCCGCUUGCCGAGCUCAUCGCAGAUCUGCCGUCGCGGGUUCAGAGGAUGUCUCUACCUGAGCUGGCGGCGGCGGCGCCAGUGUUGAGUACAGAAAAUGCUGCGUGGGCACGGCUGGAGGAGCUGACACGAGUGGACUUAGACUCAGAGAGCUUUGAAAUUGCGCUGGCAGUGGCCUGCGCGCUGAAGUCUCCUCCUCUCAAAGAGCACUGCAAGAUCCUUGAGCAACUGGAAUCUGCAGCGGCCUCCGCAUCCCCAAGCUUGCAAGCGCGACUCUUGCUGCUGGCGCUUCGCGGAGCCGGGGAAUCGAAGGAAUCGAAGGCGCAGGAAGAGAUGGACACGAAGGCUCGAAGCCUUGUGGAUCGCGUACUGACAGAUGUGGGUGGGCGGUUAGCUGCAGCAGACCUCGCUGGCAUUCCCUGGAACCAUGCAGCAGAGCUGCUUCAGGCACUGGCGAGCAGUUCAGCGCAGGCACCACCGGGGCUGGUGGGUGGUUUGGUGGAGGUGAUCUUUGCCGGGGACAUGUUUGAUCGGACGCUUGGCGAACUGGCGACUGUAUUCUUCGCCUUGGCAGAGCUGGGGGCGGAUCUCGAGAAUCUCGCAACGCGUUGUGACCUGGCGGCAAAGCUCGCUUCCGCCGGCGAACUGGAGCAGGAGGCCUUGAUCCGGCUUUUCUGGGCGAUGGCCAUUGGCAAAGUCCAGGACCCGGUGGCCUGGCAGCUCUGCACGCAGCUCUGCAGGGCACACCUCGCCGAUGGCUCUUCUUUGCCGGAACCCUUGGCUCAGCUCCGCUCUGAGGCUGAGGAGGCGCGGCGCCAGCAGCUGCUGGAAGAAGAGAUGCAGCCCAAGGCCGCCAAGGCUGCAGGCCAGGCAAGGGCGGCAUUGGUGACAAGGCCCGCGGCAGGCUGGCGCCACAAAGAGGGGCAGGCUCUUACCGAGCUGAAAGUAGGCCGCAUCGUGAGUGGCAAGGUCACCAACUGCUACCGGGACAUGGUCUUCGUGGAUAUCAGCGCGGAGCAAGACGGCUGCUUCCGUUCACCCAAAGGGCAGCAGUUCCGGGUCGGCGAGACUCUGCGGAACCUGGCCAUCCGCGCAGUCGACCUCGAGAAGGGCUACGUCCACCUUUCCGCACCCAAGCCGCCCAAGACGGCCAAGCCCUCGAAGGGCAAAGCACCGGCGGGUCAAUCCCAAUCGCAGGUCUGGACAGCAUUGUCCACCAAGCCCACAUCAGGCUGGCAACACAAAGAGGGGCAGCCUCUCGCAGAAUUGGAAGUAGGUCGCAUCGUAAGCGGAAAGGUCACAAACUGUUUCCUGAACCGGGUCUGGGUGGACAUUGGGGCCGAGAAGGAUGGCUGCUUCCGUACAGCUGGGCGGCGCUUCCAAGUCGGGGAGGUGCUGCAGAACCUCCAAAUUCGAGCCGUUGACCUGGACAAGGGCUUCGUGCACAUCUCGUCACCGAGCUGUCGGAGGCCGGUGCUGAGCGUGGAGGGUGAAGGCUCUGGCUCCAACGGCUCCAGCUCUUUGAACUCACUCUCCGCCGCCCUUGGCGAGGAGCGCAGCGAGCGGCUCCGGCUCAGCGCCGAGCAGCGCCGCAUGGCAAAGCAGGCCGAGCAGCUGGAAAGUCGGCUGCAGACGGCACAAGAGCAGCUGGCGCAGGUCGCCCGCGCGCAGCAGGAGGCGGGCACGUCCUCUCCAGGAGCUGGGACGUCGAGGCUGGCAUUGCUGGCAGGCAGGUCCCGGCGGGUCUCUGGCUCCGGGUCUCGAUCGCUUGGCUCGCGGCUGAUCGGACCUAUCGAGGAGGAAGAGGAGGACGAGGAUGGGAACAAAGCAAAAGCGAAGGGAACAGCAACCCAGCUGGCGCAGCGCCGCUCUCUGAAGGGUUGGGAGGCUUCCGAGCCACCCGCAGCUCCCGAAAGCGACGGAGGCAUCUUCUCGCGGAUCCUUGGAAGGUAG
Messenger RNA from Symbiodinium necroappetens, 2415 nucleotides. The record is from the annotation of a GenBank genome assembly. NCBI's taxonomy places the organism in Eukaryota, Dinophyceae, Suessiales, Symbiodiniaceae.